Messenger RNA from Paramecium octaurelia, 1386 nucleotides. The record is from the annotation of a GenBank genome assembly. Lineage: Eukaryota; Ciliophora; Oligohymenophorea; Peniculida; Parameciidae.
UAUUUCUAUUAAUGUACGAAAUAAAAAAUGGACAAUCUUACCCAAUGUUAAUAAAAGGACUAUUAAGAAGGAAUUAAGGUUUGUAAUUUGAAGUUAUCAGUUUAAAAGAAAGAAUUUCAAUUAGCCCUCUAAAUGUUAUACAUUUAAGCAAGAUAAUGUUUCAUAUCACAAAUCGUAAAAUAAUCAUUAAUUUAGUUUUACGGGAAUGCAGUCUCAGAAACCCUGACUUUUUGAAAGGCUUGAGUCUUGAUUAGAUUUAUGUAAAUAAAAAUAUUGAAGACGAUGUUAAUGUCUUUAUAUUUGAAGAGGAUCAAGAAAUUGUGAAAAAGAAACAAAGCCUUGAAGAAAUACUAUUUUAAUUAUGUAAUGAAGUUUCAAUUACCUUUAGUUCAUAAUUUAGGUUUUGAUAUUAUGAAAGAUACUUUUAACAAAGCAACUUGUUUCGAUGUAAUAAUGGAAUAUCUCUAUGGCCAAAUCUUUAAAGAAUGGAAAUUAGACUCUUAAGUUAAAAUUACUGAAAAAAUCAUUUUAGAGAAAAUUUUUAAUAUUAAAAUUAUUAAGAAACUAUAUGAUUCCAAAUUUUCAAGAGUGUAUCUCAUUGAAACCCCAUAUUACAUUAAUUCUUAAAAAAAUUAAAUUGUUGUGAAAUGGAUUUAAUAUGAAACCGAAGAUGAUAUAAAACAAUAUCUACAUAGAGAAAUUAGAUUAUUAGAGAGGGUUCAGAAUUUUGAAAAUUGUACAAAGCUGUUUUGUUAUAAUAAUAUGCUUCCUUAACAAUUUCUCUUUAUGAAGCAUUAUGACGUAACUUUAGAUGAUCUGAAUAAUUUGAUAGGCAAAAAUGAGGUAAAUACUGUUGACUUGAUACACUUAACAAAGCAAAUGUUAUUUGCUUUAAAGAGACUUCAUGCCUUGCAGAUAAUUCAUAGAGAUUUAAAACCGUAAAACAUUAUGUUUGAAUAUCUUGACGAUAAUCAUAGUAUUUAAAAUAUGAGAUGUGUUCUGAUUGAUUUGGAUAGAUCUGAUAAUAAUUAAAUUGCCAAAUCUACGAAAGAAUUCCAAUCUUGUUAUACUGGUACUCCUGAUUAUCAACCACCUGAAGGAACUUAAACUCAUCAUUAUGAGGAAUCAUACGACAUAUGGCAAUUAGGAUAUAUCAUUUAAUGCAUAUUAUUAAGAGAUAAAAAUAAAAACUACACGCGCUGCUGUCAUUAAAGGGAUAGCCCAAUAGAAGAAAAGGUUUACGAAGAUGUAUUUAAAUCAGACUGGGAGAAGGUUUAACAGAAAUAUCUAAAAUUUUACAAAAUAGUCAAGAACAUGAUGAAUUACAAUCCCACAAAGAGACCAAGCUUAGAUUGGAUUGAAGAAGAAAUAAAUAAAAUUAAAUGA